AUGAACGGUGUGGCAUCCAAGAUUGCUGUACCCGCGAAGUGGGAUCGUCAAGCCCGGUUAACCGCUGCGCGCAGUCCGGCUACCAUUUACAUCCGCUCCAUCAGCGAGAUGGCUCUGAGCGACUACGACGCAAAGUUGCGAAUCGGAAUUCGGCCUCUCUACCCUCUGUGGAUCAAGCCACAACCCCCGCAGCCAGUCGAGGACUCCCUUCACAUGCAUCAUGACUUGGCAGUCGAGUUCGCCUCGGAGAAGGCGGCAUGGGACGCCAGCCCAGCCUGCAACAUACUCAUCAAAACGCUGGAACGAGUCCACCCCAAGCCGGCAAUAGACAAGAUCAUCGCCUUUGGAUUUUAUUCCAGGCUUAUCAAGGAGAUGGGGGCCCUUGCGCAAUGCAGCGCGCUCCUCACAAUACGGGAUGCCAUCCUCAACGAGUCCCACGCGGCCGUCCGAGUCAUGGUUCAUGGCCCGUCCUACUCGCCUCGCGAGAGACGCGUGCUGAUGUAUUGGGGUAUUGACACGGUAACUGAUCGUGAGGCCAUCAUGGCCAUCGACAGACGGUCCGUCGUGGUGGAUGUGCAAUCAGACAUGCCCGUGAUGGAUGUCGUGGCCGACUUUCCCGAGAAACCGGCCAUUAUUUUGACGAACCGGUUUACUUUCUGGGAUGACAGCCCAAGAUCACCGCACCCUAACACAUGGGACUUUCUGAGGAGAAACUACAAGCUGGCACCUCUCUGGUCGACUCUGAAAUUUGGAGUUGCGAUUCCAUUUUUUGAGAUGUUUUUCCGAAAAGACCCUCGCAACAGGGCCAGCUGGGCGCCGCUUGAAGAACCCCUGACGUUCCAGGAAGCUGUUGAGUAUUUAAAAGGGGAAAGUGAAGACGACGAGGAUGGGGGUGUGGCAGUGCAGCAUGUCGAGGACCGCGAUAAAGAGGAAGAAGGCCCUCAGGUUGAGCAUCUUGAAGAUGCCAUUGCGGGCGUACUAGGGAAUGUUUCGGGUGGCUGA
Molecule: messenger RNA, 1002 nt
Organism: Canariomyces notabilis
Lineage: Eukaryota; Fungi; Ascomycota; Sordariomycetes; Sordariales; Chaetomiaceae
Exons: 3
Coding region: 1-1002 (333 amino acids)
Source: RefSeq, a predicted model, not a curated record